CCCAUCAGCACCAUCAUCCUCGCGCUAGAGGACUCCUCACCUUGGGCAGACACUCCGUUGUAGGAGGUCUCACCUCCCUUCUGCUCCGCGCCGCGCUGCAGCCGCGAUGCGCAUCCUGACGUGGAACGUCAAUGGCUGGCGCAAAAUCAAGACCUACCAGCCCUUUCACGGCCUCUCCACAUGGCCUCGCAUCCUGGCCUACCUCCAGGCAGAUGUCAUCUGCUUACAGGAGACAAAGCUGACGCGCAAGCAGGCGCUCGAGGAGCGCACGAUGCUGCUUCCAGAAGAUGGCAAGUGGGAUUCUGUAUGGGAUUUCCACCCCAGUAGAGGCUACAGUGGGACAGUCGUCUAUUGGAAGAAGGAGGUGACCGGACAUCCAGAGAAGGCGGAGCUGGGCGUGACUGGACGGAAAGGCAUCACGCCAGCUACCGUCUCGUCUUAUACGACUGCAACGCCCAUUGGCGGCUUUCCUGCCACUCUCCAAGAUUCGCUCGAAGAUCACCCCGAGGACGCAACCAUCUUCCAUCGGCUAGACGAGGAAGGACGUGGAGUAGUGGUUGACUUCGGCCUCUUCGUCCUAUUCAAUUUGUACUGCCCAGUCGGAGGCAACGAGUCUCGCGCAGAUUUCAGAGAAGCUUUCUAUGCUGCUCUCAAUGAGCGGUCUCGCAAGCUUCUCGAGCAAGGCAGGGAAGUCAUCAUCGUCGGAGACAUCAACAUUGCCCGACAGCCAAUAGACCAUUGCGAUGCAUCUGACCCCGCUGUUCACUCUGUAGCUCGAGCAGAGUACUACCUGUCCAGCAAGACUCGGACCUGGCUCAAUUCGUUUUGUCACCCCAUCGGACCCUUCCAUGACGUGCAGAGGGACAUCUUCCCAGAGCGUCUGGGCAUGUACACCUGCUGGAGUCAGCUCAUCAACGCCAGGCCAGCCAACUAUGGUACGCGGAUAGACUACACCCUCGUCAGUCCGGGCUUGAGGGACUGGGUGAAAGGAGCGGACAUACAGCAAGAAGUACCAGGCAGUGAUCACUGUCCAGCCUACGUGGACUUCUAUGAUGAGAGAGAAAUCGAUGGGAAGCUGGUUCGCUUCAAGGAUCUGCUCAGCAACGCUGCCAGCUCUCCUGCCCUAGCUACCUCGAGGUGGGAAGAGCUGAACCGGAGAGAUCUAAAGAGCUUCUUCGCCGGCGGAGCAACCAAGACGGGGAGUCUCAGUCAGGAAGGCUCUGCAUCGCCGGUCAAGCGAAGCGGUUCCUCAGCUGCCAUCUAUCAGCCUCCCCCUCGGCCUGGUGCGGCCUCAAGGGACGUCAGCGCUUCACCUGUGAAGUCUCAGGCCAGCAGUGGUGACUUGAACCCGACGCCUCUCUCUACAAAGGAAUCGGAAUCUCUAGAAGCCUCAGAGCUGCCUACAGCGCAGGGAUCGACGGUCAGCUCGUCAACUCCUGGCCGUCCGCCAUCGCUACUGAAGUCCAACGCCAAGACCAACCUCUCAAAGGCCACAACGACUGUGGGUACCAAGAAGAAUGGCGUCAAGCAAGGCAAGAGCGAAGUAGACACUGCAUCGUCAACCAAGAAGCCCAAGCAGCUGAAAUUGGGGAGUUUCUUUGUAGCUCCAUCGGCUCCAGCACGAGUCUCUCCGCCGGCGGCUGAAGCAGUCGACGGUACGCCAGCAUCUGGCUCUGCUCCCACAGCUAAUAGUUCAGAGGCGACUGUCAACGCUGAGCAAUCUCAGACCACCCCGUCUCCGGUCAAGUCGGACGGCAAAGGUCAAAUCCAAGAAGAGGAGGUCGACUGGGCCUACCUCUACUCUCUUCCAGAUCCAGACGCCCCAGCCACCACAUCAACACAUCUGUUGCGUCCUUCUGGCUCGCCCUCGACGAGCAAAAUCGGCAGCGGCUCCUCCUCCUCCUGGUCGUCCCUCUUUUCCGCUCCUCCACCCCCACGCUGUCAAGUGCACAAGGAAGAAGCCACAUCGUACACUGUCAACAAGCGGGAUGCAAAGAACAACUUUGGUAGGAAAUUUUGGCUGUGCUCUCGUCCUGUUGGACCUGGAUACGAAAAGAAGUGGAGCGAGAGGAAAGCUGAAGGCGAGCCGGGAAGGGAGUAUAGGUGUGGUUACUUUGUCUGGAAUAGCGAUUGGGAGGCGGAGCAUCGCAAGAGGAAGGGGGCGGGGAAGCGGGAGAGUGGAGCGAGUGAGGCACUAGAGCUCGCUGCGCAAGAGAGGGAGAGGAAGAAGGGGAAGCUCGCCUGAGAAGAGGAGCUUGAUCAAUUUUGCAGCGCUCGCAUAUCAGCAACACGUCCCACACAUCUGUACAACAAUGCAUCACAUUCUCCCUCUCUCAGCGCCUUGUCAUCAAUCGAGCAAAUUACAGCUUU
Messenger RNA from Microstroma glucosiphilum, 2370 nucleotides. RefSeq names its product DNase I-like protein. Gene Ontology annotation, molecular function: zinc ion binding; endonuclease activity; double-stranded DNA 3'-5' DNA exonuclease activity. Gene Ontology annotation, cellular component: nucleus. The transcript has a single exon. Bases 107 to 2245 code for a protein of 712 amino acids. Gene Ontology annotation, biological process: base-excision repair. Lineage: Eukaryota; Fungi; Basidiomycota; Exobasidiomycetes; Microstromatales; Microstromataceae. The record is from RefSeq and is a predicted model, not a curated record.